Exophiala mesophila is the source of this 3187-nucleotide messenger RNA. RefSeq lists its product as uncharacterized. Gene Ontology annotation, biological process: carbohydrate metabolic process. The coding region runs from base 360 to 2768 and encodes 802 amino acids. The record is from RefSeq and is a predicted model, not a curated record. The transcript is spliced from 3 exons. Lineage: Eukaryota; Fungi; Ascomycota; Eurotiomycetes; Chaetothyriales; Herpotrichiellaceae.
CUCUGUCGGACGCAAUUCCAAUGUCCACCAGGCUCCUGUCAUCAUCCUGAAGAUCUCUUUUACUGCAGAAAACUCUGCAUCACUGUUACACUGCAUCUGCUCCCCCAUCUGUGCCUGACAUAUCCCCGCUCAACCGGCGGUUUCCGGUCCCAAGCGAAGAUUCGCUCAAGGCCUCGUCCGUGCCCAAUUCAUCUUUCCAGAGUCCAUCCUUACUCCCAUCAUCUUUUACUCACCUCCGUGGUCCUCUUUGCUUUUAUUUCAAGGCUUCCUCGUCAACCAUUGACGAUCCUGCGCUGCCAAUCAUUUCCUAAGCCUAAUCGCCUAGCCCCAAAGAGCCAACCAACCAAUCACCAGCCUCGAUGGUCAGCAAUCCGGCUGGACGGCCUCUGCAGCUGCAGAAUGUCCUUGCUCAGAGCGCAUCGCCCUAUCUACGUUCGCACAAGGACAAUCCUAUCGCAUGGCAAGGCUGGUUCCCCGAGACCAUCGAACUCGCCAAGCAACAAGAACGUCUCAUCUUUCUAAGCAUUGGCUUUGCUUCAUGUCAUUGGUGCCAUGUCAUGGAUCGAGAAUCCUUCACUUCUCCCGAGGUGGCCCAGUACCUCAAUGACAAUUUCAUCCCUAUCAUUCUUGAUCGAGAGUCCCGUCCUGACCUUGACGACAUCUAUAUGAAUUUUGUCACCGCAACGACUGGCGCUGGGGGCUGGCCUUUGAACGUCUUCCUCACGCCGGACCUGAAGCCGGUCUUUGGCGGAACCUACUGGCCUGGUCCCUCCACCAGCACUGGUCAAGCUUCUCAACAAAGCACGCAAUCGCACGUGACUUUUCUCGAAAUACUCCACAAAAUUCAAGACAUAUGGACCUCUCAGCGCGAACGAUGUCUCCAGGCCUCUGCUGAGAUCACCACCCAGUUACGAGAAUUCUCUGCCGAGGGAACUCACUCCCACUCCUCUGUUCAAAUACAGGGCGGCGCUCCCGCAUCCAUCGAAGCACCUGAACCUCUCGAACUAGAUCUCUUUGAUGAUGCCCUCGAACAUUUCAUCAGUCGCUACGAUCCUGUCCAUGGCGGAUUUGGCUUGACUCCUACCUCUCCCAAAUUCCCCACGCCGGCCAAUCUGGCCUUUCUUCUCCGUAUCGGCGCAGCUGUUGCGACCCCAUCGACAAACACCAGGUUCGGCUUUUUCGCUCCUGUCUCAGACAUCUUGGGCCACUCUUCUUGCGUCACGGCUGCUACAAUGGCCUUGCAUACCCUGCUAGCUAUGUCAAGAUCUGGCUUGCGUGAUCAGCUCGGCUAUGGCUUUCACCGAUACAGUGUAACCCCAGAUUGGAAUCUACCUCAUUUCGAGAAAAUGAUGUGCGAUAAUGCCCAGCUCCUUGGUGUAUACUGUGACGCGUGGGCCUUAGGUCGGAACCCCGAAAUCCUAGGAGUCAUCUACAACCUCGUCGAAUACUUCACCAACCCUUCCUCACCGAUUGUUCAUCCCGCUGGUGGCUGGUAUGCCAGCGAAGACUCGGACAGCUCAACCCAACCCCAUUUGACGACAAACGGGACCACUGAUCAUGACAGUAAAGAAGGUGCCCACUAUGUUUGGACCUUGAAAGAAUUCCAAUCUAUCCUAGGAGACACCGCAGCCCCAAUUCUGGCUCGUCACUUCGGUGUCAAAGCCGAUGGCAACGUCCCCACCGAACACGAUGUCAACGACGAAUUUCUGAACCAGAAUGUCCUCAGCAUUCAAGCCACCCCGUCUGUACUCUCCAAAGAGUUCGGCAUCCCCGAGGAUGAAAUUGUCCGAAUCAUUAAGAACGGACGGGCACAGCUCCAAGCAUAUCGUAAAUCACAACGGUCUGCGCCGCAGGUAGACAACAAGAUCAUUGCCUCUUGGAAUGGGCUAGCCAUAUCUGCCCUGUCUCGUGCAGCCAACACGCUCGCUACCAUUGACAAAGCCCGUGCAGCACGCUGUGCUGCCGCUGCUGAAAAGGCUGCGCAUUUCAUUCGAUCCGAGAUGUUUAACCCAGCUACUGGGGAAGUUACUCGUGUAUACAAAGCACAAGGCGUUGUUCAAGGCCGGGAAUAUGGCACUGCAUUCGUCGACGACUAUGCGUACCUGACACUCGGAUCCCUCGCGCUAUAUGACCUCAACCUCAAUCCACAAUAUCUCGAGUGGGCAGCGACGCUUCAGACCUACCAAGACACUCAUUUUCUUGCAACAUCCCCAGCUCCACCUGCCGAGCUCAAGAGUCAAGGUGGUGCAGGAUACUAUCAAGCUUCGGGGUCGCUUGAUCAGGUAUUAAGGCUGAAACCAGGUGCUGACACUGGACUCCCCUCUCCCAACGGCAUCACGGCGCAAAACCUGCUGUACCUAUCGUCAUACGCUCCACAGAAUGCCGAAACAUACACCCUACGGGCAAAGUCUGUUCUGGAUGCCUUUGCGGUCGAGAUCAUCCAACACCCUUUCCUUUAUGUCAACAUGCUCGCCGCUUUGGUCAUUGAACAAGUCGGGGUCAAGCGUUUGAUUGCGCCCAAGGCUAUGCGUGAACGCGAAGUCCGCAAACUCAAAGGAUUUGGGAGGACUCUGAUUCGAGGCGAUGUUAGCGCAGUCAUGAUCGUGACCAAGUCCGGUGAGGUCCGUGAGUUGAGGGACAGUGAUUUGAAUGAUGUCGAUGAUGACAACGCAGAUGACGCUUUUGUCACGGCAGCGUCAGCGGCCAUUUCAUCUGGCGUCACUAGUGGCUCCCCGCCCGUGGUGGGCAAGGGCGUUACCACAGCCUAGGCGUAGGAGAGUUGGUUCUGUUGAGGCCAGAGAAGCAACGAACAAAUGAAUGACGGAUGAAUUGGAACGGACCACAUAAUCAGGGCCCUCUGAGACUGCAGAUGGAUGGAUGAUUGAUGGACAGAAGGCUGCUCUGCUCGAGAUGCACGUGAUCGUCUUGGAGGCAUUUACUGUUGGAGUCGGAUGGAAUCGGUUCAGGGGGUUGUUUCAAUCGUUGGAAAGAAGAGGUCAGAGCUUCGAAUCUGAUCUAUACUAUUUGAUCAAUUGGGCAACCAUGAUAAUGCGAUGGACGAGGGCAAGGUGUCCGUUUAUAUAGGUACCUCGGCAGUUUCGAAAUAUUUCCUUUUCCCUGGCUAUACUUUCAUGGACCUAGAUAUUAGACACUUAGCUAUCCACGACGCUGCUAAAUUCAAUCAUGC